CACAAGACAAACACAAUCCACUCAUCACUUCACAUGAGUGUUUCUCAGGCAGCAAGUCGGAUGGUCUUUCCAGAGAUGGUCAGGUAGGUCUCAUGCCAUCUAUUUGCAUAGGUGACAACACCUGUCAAAAAAUGACCCUGUAGGUUGCUCUUUCUCCCUCGCCCAAUUAUCUAUUGGCCAAGCAAAUGCAUACUGCCUGCUAUUCAAAUUGCAGUGAAAUUAUUGUCCGGCCCCACCCAACAAAAGGCUUUAUGCAAUCAGUGAAUCAUCCCUCUAUACAACAGCACAAGGCUCACAGCUGCAAGCCACUUACACAGCCCUACUUAGGUGGCAACAGGAUCAUGGAAAAGGCGUGGACUUAGUAAGCGGACAGAACCGGAUUCGAUGAGGAUGAAGCGUGUUCUCCUUGUAGCGCUCCUUCACGUCCUCUUUGACUCGAGGAAUUUGUGUCUUUUGGGAUCGGUGAUUAGAAAAGAUACUACUUACAAUUUCGAGUUACCUUCAACCUGGCUGGAGGCCAGAGAACACUGCAGGUCACAUUCCGGGGAUUUAGCCUUACUAACUCAGCAGUCUGACGUUGACCUUCUUGACCCCUACAUUUAUCUGUCAUGGAUUGGCCUGUACAAGGCUGCAGACGGUGACUGGAAAUGGUCUGAUGGAAAAAGUUAUGAGAACGCGUGUUAUAAAUGGCUACUUGGUUGCGAGGAUAAUAAUGGAGACUGUGCAGCCGCCAACUCCACAGAGGGCUGGUGAGGCACCAUGUGGGUCUGGGACACGUCUUACCAGCAUUGGGGCUUGGAUCAUGGAAACUUGUAAACAUCAGUCCCAAGACUGUGAUGACAAAUUGUUCUUCUACUGCUCUAACGUGGACUCUACCAUCACAUUCGUACCGAUGGCCACAACGUGGGAGAACGCCCGGAAUUACUGCCAACAACGUCACAAAGAUCUUGUUACCCUGGAGAGUGGGACAACUGCCAACGAUCUUUCUGAUGAUCUAUUCUAUAUCUGGACAGGACUACACAGAGCUCAACCUGGUGCAGACUGGGAAUGGAGCAUUGGCCGUGCAGAUUAUGAGAACUGGGAAGAAGGGAAUGGGCCAGCAGAGGGGGACUGUGUUGGUCUCUCCAAUACGGAGAAUAGUAUGACUAACUUGGACUGCAAUUCAACAUGGCCCUUUUACUGCUACUUUGACAACCUGGUUUUGGUGAAGGAGAACAAGACCUGGGAGGAGGCACUUGAGCACUGCAGGGCCAUGGACUUGGUAGACCCCCAACGCAAUGAUCUGAUCAGCAUCAGUGGUCCAUUGGAUCAUCACACUGUGUGGUUCCGAAUCAACAAAGCCACAACAAACGAGGUUUGGACCGGUCUUCGCUACCUUGCUCACAAAUGGUUUUGGGUUGAUGGGACUGAUGUGCCAUACCUGAACUUGCCGACCUGUCCUGAUCUAGGGAAACAUUGUGGAACUGUUGAUAGGGACAACAGCACCAUACCCUGGAUUAUCAGAGACUGCAACGAAAAAAGAAACUUCCUCUGCUACAAGAAAUAUUGAUGAGUAUAUAAUAUGUAUAAUGUGUCAAGUGUUGUAUGCAAACAAACCUAUUAUGUAACUGAUACAACACUGAAAGCUUCACAGAAGGUUUCUGACAUUUCAUUCAGACGAUUGCGACAGAGGGAUUUAACUUUUAAUGCACAUCGUUGUGGUUUUAUGUGGAGGGGAAUACACUGUUGCCAGUUUACACCCUUUUGCUCACUACACAACACACUGGCUAGAUCAUGGUGGAGAUGUGAGGAAUACAACCUGGACAUGCAAAGUUUAUAUGUAGCUGAACAGAAACACUUUAGUGUCGUACUAUCCCAUCUAAAACGACUCCUUCAACAUCCGUGGAGAUGCUUGCUACUUUGCAAUUGUUUUUACAUGUCUAAAAGAUUAUGUGUAAAACUGCAGUCCUUUUUUCAGGAUCCUGGAUUCUUCAUGGUUCCUAUGAAGGGACUUGGUAUAUAAAACGUCCUUUUUCCAAAUAACUGAUCACUGGUUUUAUUUCCCAUGAACCUUGUUAGAAGUGGGAAGCCGGAACGAUAAUAAAAUAUAUAUUUUUAAUAAUACAAUUAUGGUGUUGGCCUGAAAAUCCAUGCUCACUGAUUUGUAAACCGUGCUCUCAGACAAAUCUGUGUUUUUGAAAUCUGUUCUCCGGGAUUUGGUUUGUUCCACACAGGGAUUCCCCAUGAAGCAUUGUGAAGUUGAACGCAAAUCUCACCGACAUUAAUUCUUGUGUGCUAUAGUCUAAAAGGGUGAUGCAUGAUGUAAACCAGGCCUAUUCAACUAGCG
Molecule: messenger RNA, 2326 nt
Organism: Gadus morhua (Atlantic cod)
Lineage: Eukaryota; Metazoa; Chordata; Actinopteri; Gadiformes; Gadidae
Product: macrophage mannose receptor 1-like
Exons: 5
Coding region: 656-1549 (297 amino acids)
Source: RefSeq, a predicted model, not a curated record